GCAUUGUGAAGAGAUCAUUUAUAUGCUCUGUGAUUGGACAUUGUAAAGAGAUCCUUUAUAUGCUCUGUAAUUGGACCAUCUUUUCAUUUCAAAAAGUGCAUUUAAGACAAAGUAAAUCAGGUUGCCCAUCUGUCUUCUGGACAGUGUUUUCCAGUCGUCGUUGACCCUAAUUAAAUCCCACGCAGUACAAACUGAAGAUGGAGAUGUUCGUGAUGCAGACUUUUCUACCUCUUCCACAGUUGUUACAAAGAGACUUCCCAUCGAAAACAAAGAAAACAACGAUCGCACACCCAACACCAAGAACAGCGCUGAUGCAGACUACAACCAAGAAGCUCCAGGAAUCCGACGAGUGCUUCCUGCCAACAUUUUUCUUAAUCCUAACCAGGCAUGCUACACACAGUUUUUUGCAAACGGACGGCCACCAAUUGGUUUACGUACUGCCAACUUAGCGAAUAUGAGGUACAUCUGUCAACAGGUGCCCGCGCAUCCGGGAACGUACUUCUACGCGACGAUGUUCGAUGAAGGUCGGGGAAUUGCAGUUUAUUCAGCGUACGUUUUGAAUGCGAACAACAUCAAUUUUCAAGGACAAGGAGGGUUUGGAUGGAUCCAAACCAACGGUAUCCAACACCAAGGAAGCAAUGGGAUAUAUGCGGGUCAGCCUGCGGGGCAGCAGUUGCACAAAGGUCACUUGUUCGCAGCUCUGACUUCCUCGGGGCUCCCGCAGAUCGCCCCGAACGCCCAGAACGCCGCGAACAGCGCUCGUUCCACUUAUCAAUACACAAAUGCCGUGCCACAGUGUGCAGCUUUCAACACCGGUCAGUGGAGAGUUUGGGAAGGGAGCAUUCGAACGUACGCAGUGAAUAUAUGCAUACCGGCGCAGGGUACCUUGUACCUUAUAACAGGCGUUUCAUUCGUUGGUAUCACAAACGCUAACCCUCCACAGGCAGUUCAAGUUCCGAUUACCACAUUGCCACCAGCGCCACCGAAUAAUCCGGCCGCCAUAGACAAACCAAAUUCAAUGUGGACCGCCGCCAUUUGUGUACCCGCCCAAGGUGGCCAGCCAUACAGCUUUGCAGUGAUUGGGAACAACGUUCAGAUUCCAGCUAAUAUGUUUACACAGCAAAUUACCGUAGCACAGCUAGAGGUUAUUCUUCAGGCUGACAUUGUAAUCAAUGGCGUCAAACGGAACAUGGGGGGAAAGGUCAAACUGUUUCCAGGAAUUACCAACUCUCGGAAUUAUAAUAAUGAACUUCCCGAAGACAAGUAUCCCGAGCCCGUGGAAAACGAAUAAACUUGGAUGCGGUACAAAAAUGUCAUAACAUGGAAAUGACCAAAAAA
Orbicella faveolata is the source of this 1338-nucleotide messenger RNA. RefSeq lists its product as uncharacterized. Lineage: Eukaryota; Metazoa; Cnidaria; Anthozoa; Scleractinia; Merulinidae. The record is from RefSeq and is a predicted model, not a curated record. Gene Ontology annotation, molecular function: nucleic acid binding; hydrolase activity; metal ion binding.